CUCCCUCCCUCGCCACCUCUGCGCCUCCCAACUCCUCACUUGACCUCACUCACGACCACGAGUUUCCCUGUUGAAAAUGUCCAGCGCCCUCGCCGAACGCAGCGGCGCCAUCGACGCCCGCACCGGCUACUGCGCCACCACCAGGUCGUUCGUCAGCCUCCGCCCGCCGCUGCCGCUGCCGCCGGCGGACGUCCCGCUCACAUUCCCGGCCUUCGCGCUGUCGCUGCUGCCGUCCCCUCUCCCCGCCCACCCGGCGCUCCUCGACGCCGCCACCGGCGAGGCCGUCUCCUACCCGGCGUUCCUGUCCCAGGUGCGCGCGCUCGUGGGCGCGCUGCGAUCGCGCGCGGUCCCGCUCGGCCGCGGCGACGUGGCCUUCGUCCUUGCCCCCGCGCGGCUCGACGUGCCCGUGCUCUACUUCGCGCUCCUCGCCGUCGGCGUCGUCGUGUCCCCGGCCAACCCGUCCCUCACCGCCGGCGAGGUCGCGCGCCUCGUCUCCCUGUCCGGCGCGUCCGUCGCCUUCGCCGUCUCCUCCACCGCCGCCAAGCUCCCCGCCGGCCUCCCCACCAUCCUCCUCGACUCCACACACUUCCGCUCCCUCCUGCACAGCGACCAAGGGGAGAACGAGUCGGCGCCGCUUGACACCGGAGCAGUGUGCCAGUCGGCGACAGCGACGAUCCAGUACUCCUCCGGCACGACAGGGCGGGUGAAGGCGGCGGCGCUGCCGCACCGGAGCUUCAUCGCGCAGGCGGCGGGGUUCCAUGCCCGGCACGUGAGGUCGCGGAAGGUCAACGAGAGGACUCUGAUGGGUGCUCCCAUGUUCCACUCCAUGGGUUUCUUCUUCACGCUGAACGGGCUGGCGCAGGGGUUUACCACGGUGGUGAUGACGGCCGUGGCCACCCGGGCGGGGUUAAGGGGGAUGCUGGAGGCAGCGCAGCGGUGGGAGGUCACGGAGAUGACGGCGGCGCCUCCCGUGGUGCUGGGGAUAACGAAAGACCGGUGCCGGCUGACGAGUCUGGUGCGGGUGAUCUGCGGCGGCGCCCCUCUGCCGACGUCGGUGGCGGAGCAGUUCCGCCGGCGCUUCCCUCACGUGGAUCUGUGCAUGGGAUACGGCUCAACGGAGGCUGGAGGCAUAUCUUUGAUGGUCGAUCGGGACGAGUGCUCCCGCGUAGGCUCCGCCGGCCGUAUCUCCCACAACGUCGAGACGAAGAUCGUCGACAUCAUCACCGGCGAGCCCUUGUCCGUCGGGCGGAAAGGGGAGCUGUGCGUGAGAGGCCCUUCUAUCAUGACAGGUUACGUAGGCGACGGUGAGGCGAACGCGGCCGCUUUCGAUUCGGAAGGCUGGCUGAAGACCGGCGACCUUUGCUACAUUGAUCAGGAUGGGUUUCUGUUCGUUGUCGAUAGGCUCAAGGAGCUUAUCAAGUACAAGGCCUAUCAGGUCGCGCCUGCAGAGCUGGAGCUUGUCCUGCAAUCGCUGCCAGAAAUUAUUGAUGCUGCAGUCAUGCCAUAUCCUCACGACGAGGCGGGAGAGAUACCCAUGGCGCUUGUGGUGAGGCAGCCCGGGAGCAAAGUCACGGAGGCGCAGGUCAUGGAGCAUGUGGCGAAGCAGGUGGCGCCGUACAAGAAGGUCCGCAAGGUUCUCUUCAUCGACUCCAUACCCAGAUCGCCGGCCGGGAAGAUCUUGAGGAGGCAGUUGUCAGACCAUAUGCAGCCUUGCCAUGUGUCCAGACUGUGAUGAACCUUGUGACCAUCGGUGAGAUGUAUGCGCUGCCAUGGGCAGAAACAAGACUCAAUAUCGUCAGGUGUGCAUGGUGCUAUACAAAUAAAAUGGAUGGUAAAUGACGCCCCAUCCCAUUGUAUAUGUAGUAGUAGGUCGCAACCGUGAUCUGCUCAAAGUAAGUGUUCAAACCAUGUAGUGCCGUCUUGGAACAUGUCGUAAGGUAUUUUAUUUU
Triticum dicoccoides is the source of this 1949-nucleotide messenger RNA. RefSeq names its product 4-coumarate--CoA ligase-like 7. Bases 77 to 1732 code for a protein of 551 amino acids. Gene Ontology annotation, molecular function: CoA-ligase activity. NCBI's taxonomy places the organism in Eukaryota, Viridiplantae, Streptophyta, Magnoliopsida, Poales, Poaceae. The record is from RefSeq and is a predicted model, not a curated record. The transcript is spliced from 5 exons.